Messenger RNA from Penicillium taxi, 1890 nucleotides. RefSeq names its product 60S ribosomal eL15 domain-containing protein. Lineage: Eukaryota; Fungi; Ascomycota; Eurotiomycetes; Eurotiales; Aspergillaceae. The record is from RefSeq and is a predicted model, not a curated record. Gene Ontology annotation, molecular function: structural constituent of ribosome; RNA binding. The coding region runs from base 1 to 1890 and encodes 629 amino acids. The transcript is spliced from 6 exons. Gene Ontology annotation, cellular component: cytosolic large ribosomal subunit; ribosome. Gene Ontology annotation, biological process: cytoplasmic translation.
AUGUCGCCUACAGCCCCUGAUUCGGCCGUUACUGUUGCCACGCUUUUUGCGGGCCCAGGCAGUGCUGCAAAUAUUACUUCAUCGGUUAAUGAAAAUGUUGGAUUCCGAUUCGUGCUCGAUCGGACAGUUCAAACACUGUCAAAUAAAGGACUUCCUGAUUCUGGAACUGUAUCUGGUCUUCUAUUUGUCCCAGAUCUAGAGCCAAAAGAUCCAUGCAAUGACAUUUUAAGUGCAUACAUACCAGCCAACGUGACCCGCUACAAAGACGUUUCGGAAUUCGGCUACCCCGUGAUUGGAAUAGCUCCUUGGGUUUCGAUUGAGUGCACUAGGUCUUUUUUGGCUGCCUCGCGGCAUGUUAGCUCGGAAGCUCUCGUAUUCUUUCGGCCAUCAGUCAACGAUACGGAGCUGCCGCCGCCACCUGGCGAUGCACGAUGGUCUUUAAAAGACGGGGGCCGCUGGAGAAUUGAGAAUUCUUAUCCUAUCUACGCAAUCCCUGGUCCCUCUGGUUCGAUUUUGAUGAAAGAGCUCUCCUUGAUUUCAGACGGGAAAGCAAACAGCAGCACUUAUAAAAAGAAUUGGGAGUCUGAUAAAUAUCCCCAGAGUGGAAGCUCGCGACUCUUCACAAUGAUUGAUGCCGAAUCGCUUCCUAGCUCGUCACCAAGUCUUUGGAGUUUUGUCCUUGCGAUAUUAGGAACUAUCGUUGGCUUGAGCUUGAUUCUUCUUGUAAUAUAUCGCCUGAUUCAGCGGAAGAGAAGACAAAACCUGCGCAGGCGUAUUGACUCAGGUGAAAUUGAUAUUGAAUAUCGGGCAUUGAGCCAAGUCAAGGUACCACGUGAAGUUGUUGAGAAGAUGCCGCUCUUUACAUAUCCAAAUAUGUCGUCAAAUACUUCCCUCAACAAAGAAGAGAUCAACACCGGCAUGGAAGAGAUCGAAUCUAGAAUCGAACACCCUUUGCCAUUACCUGAGGAUGAGAAAAAUGAGCCUCGGGGCAUUACUGGAUUAAGGAAGCCCCAAGCGGCGAUCAUCAACCCAGCCACCGACGAUCAGAGGGCGCUAUCCUCAAACCCAUACCGAAUGAGCCAUACUCAGACUACCUGCGCCAUCUGCCUAGAUGACUUCGUUAUCGGAAGUUCAACUGUCAGAGAACUACCGUGUGGCCAUAUAUUCGACCCUGGGUGCAUCGAUCCAUUCCUUACAGACAACAGCAGUCUGUGCCCACUAUGCAAGAAAAGCGUAUUACCGACCGAAUAUCAUAACAUUGCUGUGACAAAUGCUAUGAUGGGUGCCCUCAAGUACGUCGAAGAGAUCCAGAAGAAGAAGCAGUCCGAUGUUAUUCGGUUCUUGCUCCGCGUUCGCUGCUGGGAGCUCCGUCAGCUGAAUGUCGUCCACCGUGCUUCCCGCCCCUCGCGCCCCGACAAGGCCCGCCGUCUCGGUUACAAGGCCAAGCAGGGUUACGUCGUCUACCGCAUCCGUGUCCGCCGCGGAGGCCGUAAGCGCCCUGCCCCCAAGGGUGCCACCUACGGAAAGCCCACCAACCAGGGUAUCAACCAGCUCAAGUACCAGCGUGCUCUCCGUGCCACCGCUGAGGAGCGUGUUGGCCGCCGUUGCGCUAACUUGCGCGUUCUGAACUCCUACUGGAUCAACCAGGACUCCACCUACAAGUUCUUCGAGGUUAUCCUUGUUGACCCCCAGCACAAGGCUAUCCGCCGUGAUGCCCGCAUCAACUGGAUCUGCAACCCCGUCCACAAGCACCGCGAGGCUCGUGGUCUUACUGCCACCGGAAAGAAGUCCCGUGGUAUCAACAAGGGUCACCGCUACAACAACACCAAGUCUGGUCGCCGCCACACUUGGAAGCGCCAGAACACCCAGAGCUACUGGCGUUACCGUUAA